Molecule: messenger RNA, 237 nt
Organism: Caenorhabditis remanei
Lineage: Eukaryota; Metazoa; Nematoda; Chromadorea; Rhabditida; Rhabditidae
Exons: 2
Coding region: 1-237 (78 amino acids)
Source: RefSeq, a predicted model, not a curated record
AUGUCACUGAAUCGACGACUACAAUCCAUUUUUCUGAUCAGUGUGAUCAUAAUUUCGGAGUGUGUUUUAUCAGUGACUUCUGACACCCUCUCCGAGAUCCCCAUGCCAAAGGGUGCAUCAUGUCCGCAGUCAAUCCUCCGCCCGUCACUUUUAUUCUACCUGACGCCCGUCUUCAUUGCCUUCUUGAUUUUCAACAAGAACAUCACUUCCGAUAUUCGUCAUAUGUAUGGGAACUAA